Molecule: messenger RNA, 1752 nt
Organism: Prunus dulcis (almond)
Lineage: Eukaryota; Viridiplantae; Streptophyta; Magnoliopsida; Rosales; Rosaceae
Exons: 6
Coding region: 70-1698 (542 amino acids)
Cellular component (GO): membrane
Molecular function (GO): glycosyltransferase activity; polysaccharide binding
Source: RefSeq, a predicted model, not a curated record
AGCAACAUCAAUAGGACACAGAUUGAGAAUUUGGUGAGGGAAGCCUAUGCAAACUGGAAUUCCUUGGAAAUGGUCGACGCAAUCUUGAAUGAGACUGCCUUAUUAACACAAGGUGAUUAUGUAGUGGAGCAAUAUCCCAACCAUCAUGCUGAGGCAAUGUCAAGAUCAGCAUUCGAUCAAAAUGGACACCUGGGCCUAGCGGCAGCGGAUAAUCACCCUAAAUCUGUGAAUAUGACCAUGCCCACAGCCCACAACUUCCUAAGACUACCCAUCCUCUUCAUCACCUUCAACUUGAUCACAGCGUUGAUCCCCUCUGCUCUUUGCGAUGACGAUGCUCAAUACACAGAGUGCCGCAAUACCUACGACUGCGGUUUGCUUAAAAACAUAACCUACCCUUUCUGGGCAGCCAACGGUCGGCCCCACCACUGCGGGCGAGAAGGGUACGAACUCACCUGCCGAGAUAAUGAAUACCCUGUUAUCAGAAUUGAAGAACAAGACUUCCUUGUCUUGAACAUUAGCAGGGAAAUUAACAUCAUCACAAUUGCUCGCAGAGACCUCUGGGACAGACCUUGCACUAGCAGGCUCAUCAACACCACUUUGGACUACGAUCGUUUCGCUUACGUUCAAGCUGUUCGGAACCUGACUUUGUUCUAUGGCUGCGUCCCUCACAAUCAGUCAAUCGCAAAUAACUUUACUUGCAAAAUAGAGGGUACCCAAAACGAUCUUGCGUUCUAUAUAGACGACUCUAUCUCGAGGCUUAAUCCUCGUCCAAAUGGGACCUUGUGCCUCCACAAUAUCAGAGUCCCCAUAAUGUGGACGGGUGUUGAUGUUCUGCCUGAGAAUUACACGGUGGAUGUACUGAAACGUGUUUUGGAGCUAGGCUUCCAGGUUGAGUACGAGGCCGAAUGGGAGCUCUGUGGACCAUGCAUGCUCUCUAAUGGAACCUGCGGAUCCAACACCACUGACUCUUUUCUCUGCUUUUGCGGGGGCCAUCCUUAUGAGGAAACCUGUCCAAGUUCUGGAGGUACGCAUGUCAAUUCCUUCUUAUUUUUCCCGAAUGUGACAUGGGGUGAGCCUAACAUGGUGCAAGCAGAGCGACGCCUAUUAGCCAAUGCCUUGCUUGACUUCUCCAACCAACGUUUUGUGCUGCUCUCAGAGUCUUGCAUACCGCUGUUUAAUUUCAAAGUCAUCUACGAUUAUCUGAUGGGCUCAACCCAGACAUUUGUGGAGGUCUACGACUUACCCGGCCCAGUGGGCCGAGACAGGUACAGGCCCAAAAUGAGCCCACAAAUCACGCUCGCCCAAUGGCGGAAGGGCUCGCAGUGGUUCGAGGUGGACCGUGUCAUUGCGGUGGAGGUGGUUUCCGAUCAAAAGUAUUUUCCACUGUUUACAAAGCACUGCAAGCCCUCCUGCUAUUCUGACGAGCACUACUUGCCUACGUACGUGAACAUCAAGUUUAGGAAGAAAAAUUCGAAUCGGACGUUGACUUGGGUUGACUGGUCAAGGGGUGGGCCCCAUCCGUCUAAGUUUAUGAGAACAGAUGUGACUGUUGACUUCUUGGAGAAGCUGAGGCAUGGAACGAAAUGCGAGUACAAUGGGAAGAGCACCGAUGUUUGCCACUUGUUUGCCAGAAAAUUCUUGCCCAACACUUUGGACAGGCUGCUGAGGUUUGGCCCAAAGCUCAUGAAAUUCAAUUGAUUUUUCACAGUCAAGAUUUUUUGUUCGUCAUUCAUUUCUCUGUAAACUAAUAAA